Molecule: messenger RNA, 1140 nt
Organism: Epinephelus moara (kelp grouper)
Lineage: Eukaryota; Metazoa; Chordata; Actinopteri; Perciformes; Serranidae
Gene: frzb
Product: frizzled related protein
Exons: 8
Coding region: 177-1121 (314 amino acids)
Biological process (GO): non-canonical Wnt signaling pathway; canonical Wnt signaling pathway
Cellular component (GO): cytoplasm
Molecular function (GO): Wnt-protein binding
Source: RefSeq, a predicted model, not a curated record
AGCAGCUCCUCCCGCUUCCUCGAGCUGCCCGCAGACCGGACAGCAGCAGCAGCAGCAGCAGCAGCAAAGCUCCAAUCAGCAGGAAAAUCACGUCCUUCUUUGGAUUUAACUCUCCGUGAGUGACCGACACUUCACCGGAGCACCGACAGUGUCCCCUCUGUGAACCGACCACCGUCAUGCUGUCCCCGGGACUCUCCGUGUCUCUGCUGGCCGUGUCCUGCGCCCUGUGGCCGGCUGCGGUCCGGGCAGCGUCCUGUGAGUCGGUGCGGAUCCCGCUGUGCCGGUCCAUGCCGUGGAACAUGACCAAGAUGCCGAACCACCUCCACCACAGCACGCAGGACAACGCGGUGCUGGCCAUCGAGCAGUUUGAAGGGCUGCUGGGUACUGGCUGCAGUCCAGAUUUGCUCUUCUUCCUGUGCGCCAUGUACGCUCCCAUCUGCACCAUAGACUUCCAGCAUGAGCCCAUCAAACCGUGCAAGGCAGUGUGUGAGAGGGCGAAGCACGGCUGUGAGCCGGUGAUGAAGCGUUACAACCACAGCUGGCCCGACAGCCUGGCCUGCAGCGAGCUGCCGCUGUACGACCGUGGAGUCUGCAUCUCACCUGAGGCCAUCGUGAAGGCAGAGGGACCAGAUCCAUAUUACCAGGACCCAGCCAGGUGUAACCCAGAAUCCAGUCCAGACUUUCCAAUGGACUCCAACAACCUCCACUGCAGAGGACCAGACGGAGAUCGCUGCAGGUGUAAGACGGUCAAAAUGACUUUGAAGACCUAUCUGAGGAACAACUACAACUACGUGAUCAGGGCGAGAGUGAGGGAGGUGAGGAACCGCGGCCUGGAGCCCACAGCGGUGGUGGAGGUGAAGGAGGUGCUCAAGUCUUCUCUGGUCAACAUUCCCAAGGAGACGCAUACACUCUACUACUCUUCCUCCUGCCUGUGUCCUCCUCUGUCUCCCGGGGAGGAGUUCCUCAUUAUGGGCUAUGAGAACGAGGAGACGUCCAGGUUGCUGCUGAUCGACGGCUCCAUUGCUCAGAGGUGGAGGGACAAAUUGGGCAAGAAGGUCAAGAGAUGGGAUGACGUCCUGCAGGGGAAAGGCCGAGCAGCUCAGCGCCGGAGUCGCCACUGAGAUCUGACUGUGUGUGUGU